Messenger RNA from Salvelinus namaycush (lake trout), 1035 nucleotides. Its product is annotated as fibrillin-2-like. The transcript is spliced from 10 exons. NCBI's taxonomy places the organism in Eukaryota, Metazoa, Chordata, Actinopteri, Salmoniformes, Salmonidae. The record is from RefSeq and is a predicted model, not a curated record. Bases 1 to 1035 code for a protein of 344 amino acids. Gene Ontology annotation, molecular function: calcium ion binding.
AUGGGUCUGCUGUGUGGACAGAAGGAGGACCAGCAGAGGCUGUCGGGUUGUGUGGGGGUGAUGGGUCUGCUGUGUGAUCUCAAUGAGUGCGAGGUGGAACCACAGGUUUGUGGCAGUAACAACAUUUGCUGCAACACCAUCGGGAGCUUCAACUGCCGGUGUCAACCUGGGUUCAGAUCCACAACUGUCAACUUUACUGCUCUCACUGGGGAGUGUAAGGACGAGGAUGAGUGUAAGGAGCAGACUGCUGAUUGCCCCAACAACUCAUUCUGUGUGAACAACCCAGGAUCUUACGACUGCAUCUGUCUGUCUGGGUACACACUAACAGAGAGCAAGAGGGGGUGUAAAGACAUCAAUGAGUGUAGCGACUGCCCCUGUACUUCCGAAAACAGCAAAAGAGGAGAUGGGGAUUGUAACGAUGAGUGUAAUGUAACUGCUGGUAUCUGUGGAGAGGGAGGGACCUGUCAGAACAUGGAAGGAAGCUACAGUUGCCUCUGUCUCCCAGGAUACAGUAACUAUGGGAACAAACAGGCUAGGUGCUCAGUACUGACCUGUGACCAGUUCAAAGCGGAUGAGACUCCUGGACAGGCUGUCCCAGGUUUAGCUGGUCUCCUGUCUUUGAUGAGGAACAGCUGUCUGGUGUUGAGUAACUCUGGGGACUCAGGCGGAGGGAAACUAACUGGAGAGGUGUUACUGGAGAAUGUCUUCACGGAGAUAAACAGUUUCCUGUCUCAAGGUAUCCUCAGCAACAGCCGGGAGGUGAGUGGGUUGCUAGGCGCUGUGGAGGACGCCAUGAAGCUCAUCGGGCCACAGCUCAGAGACAACCACACCACCAUGGAGACAGACCACACAGAGGCAGAGCUUGCAGUGAGGAGGGGACAGACUCUGCCCACUGGGCCAAUCAACCUGGCCAAUGACAACGCUCGACUGGACACCAGCUGGGAGACAGCCACCGGCAACGGGACGUACCCAGGUAGGAUACUCUUCAUCAUCAUCCUCAUCAUCAUUUCUAUAACUAAGUACUCUAACUUUUAG